AUGAAGUCGCUUAAUAGACAACGUAUACCCGAAUCAUUUCUUUUAAACCCAUACGACUUCAUCGUUGAUAUGUCAGAUGUGGCAGUGACAAAAUUGCAAGCCGAAGCCCUCUCCUUAGGGCUCAAAAUUUGUGUGCCGAGAAGGAAAAUAGAUCCGACGGACAUUGAAGCCAAAUUUGAAGACCUGCAGUACCAGUUAUCUGACCUGAAGCCGACGUCAAAAGAAUCUGCCGGAUGGCUAAAAGCGGAUAUCACUUAUCAGUAUAGAAAAAUUCCGGUUAUUCAGCGCCCACUCUUAACUAAGCAACCCCUUACGGCUUUAAACGACCUGCGAAAGGCCACUAACAUCGUUAUCUCGAGACCAGACAAAGGAAGCGGCGUUGUGACUUUAAACAAGGAUGAUUACGGUAGAAAGAUGCAAGCCAUAUUAAAUGAACCCAGCAAAUUCUCUUCUGAAACCCACGGAAAAGAAGAAACAAAAGUGCUGGAAGAUCUUAUUGGGAAAAGAAGGUUAAAUCGCUACUCGAAAAACGGAUAA
Messenger RNA from Dibothriocephalus latus, 537 nucleotides. The record is from the annotation of a GenBank genome assembly. NCBI's taxonomy places the organism in Eukaryota, Metazoa, Platyhelminthes, Cestoda, Diphyllobothriidea, Diphyllobothriidae.